GUCAUACCAAAAACUUUUAUCAACUAUUUAUCCAUAUUUUUGUUCACAUUCUUUGGCUUCAAAAUGAUUUACGAGAGUUAUACAACAUCUAGUACUCAAACUCAGGAAGAAUUAGAAGAAGCCGAGAACGAACUCAAAAAACUUGAUUCUAAUGAAUCCGAUUACAAGAAUAUAAUAUCGAAAUUACUGCCAUUUCUGUCGAUGGUUUUUGUUGAGACAUUCUGUUUGAUAUUCUUUGCCGAAUGGGGCGAUAAGUCACAGCUUAGUACUAUUGUGUUGGCGGCCCGGGAGGAUCCAAUCGGUGUAAUCGUUGGCUCAUUAUUUGGUUACAGUGUCUGUACGGCUAUCGCUGUAUUGGGCGGCAGUAUUUUGGCACAA
Molecule: messenger RNA, 378 nt
Organism: Oppiella nova
Lineage: Eukaryota; Metazoa; Arthropoda; Arachnida; Sarcoptiformes; Oppiidae
Source: the annotation of a GenBank genome assembly